AUGUUCUUUCCUUCAUUGAUUCUGGCUGCUGGCAGCCUGCCGACUCUCAUUCAAGCCAUUCCUCAUGGCGUGAAGCCUCAUCACUCCUUGCACCGUCGCGCCGCUGCCACUUAUGCUAUCAUGGGUGGUACCGGCGACGCCUCCGACGGAUGGCCCUCCCUGAGUCAGUGGUCGGAGUACGAGACUCUCUGGGGUCUCAACCAAAUUCUCAUUGCCGCAUCAUGCGACAACUCUGACGACGAAACAAGCGACAUUAACACCAGCAUCAAGUCGAUCGCCAGCGAAACGGGCGUCGACGCUCGAUUUAUCCUUGCAAUUGUUAUGCAAGAAAGUAAGGGCUGCGUUCGCGUCCAUUCCACCAACAACGGUGUUCUGAACACUGGUCUCAUGCAGAGUCACGCUGGCCAGGGCUCCUGCAACAAGGAUGGCAGCAUGACAACUCCCUGCCCCUCGUCCAUGAUUAGGCAAAUGAUCAAAGACGGCACCGCUGGAACCACCGAGGGCGACGGUCUCAAGCAGUGCUAUGAAGCCCAGAGCGGCGCCGAGGCGGCCAAGUACUACAAGGCCGCACGCACUUACAACUCUGGCUCCAUCGCCUCAUCCGGCAACCUCGGUCAGGGCGGCGCAACCCACUGCUACGCCUCUGACAUCGCCAACCGUGUCCGCGGCUGGGCUGGUGAUAUGAGCGAGUGUACCGAAGCUACCAUUGGAACCGUUACUAGCGGCGCGGAGUCCGCCCUCGGUGGUGGCGAUGACUCCAGCAGCUCCUCUUCUUCGACCGCCGCCGAACAGCCCGCCGAGACUGCUGAGCCUGUCCAGACCUCCGCUCCCGCCGAAGCUGCCCAGCCUACCGAGACAUCCUCCACUGCAUCCACUGAGACCACCGCGGGUUGGGCCCUCCCCACCUGGAUCCCCCACGUGGACGUGCAUGUGGCCGCGCCAACCCACACUCCUACACCAUCCUUCACAACCAGGUCUGCGCCUACCGCGACAACAGCGCCCACUGCCCCCGACUCCUCAUCCACAAAAGCCCCUCUCUACCCAUACGCCAACUCAUCAUGCCAGAAAUACUACACUGUCACGGACGGCGAUUUCUGUGCCAAGUUGACCGAAGCUGUUGGAAUCACCUUCCCCAAGCUCCGCAGCUUGAACAGUGGCCUCAACGAGAAGUGUUCGGAUCUGUGGCUCGGAUAUCAGUACUGUAUCAAGGCUUAA
This is a messenger RNA of Penicillium robsamsonii, 1215 nucleotides long. Its product is annotated as LysM peptidoglycan-binding domain-containing protein. NCBI's taxonomy places the organism in Eukaryota, Fungi, Ascomycota, Eurotiomycetes, Eurotiales, Aspergillaceae. Bases 1 to 1215 code for a protein of 404 amino acids. The transcript is spliced from 3 exons. The record is from RefSeq and is a predicted model, not a curated record.